This is a messenger RNA of Knipowitschia caucasica, 4116 nucleotides long. Lineage: Eukaryota; Metazoa; Chordata; Actinopteri; Gobiiformes; Gobiidae. The record is from the annotation of a GenBank genome assembly.
AUGUUCCCUUCUCCACCGCGAGGGGGAGCUGCUGCUGCCGCCGCGGAGCGAGCCGCCCGCGUGCGUGUGCGUGUGCGCGGACCACUGCUGCAGCGGAGGAGGAGAGCAGGGACACAGCACACACUCACGCCGCUACAGCAUCUCCUCCAUACACCGCGGACCUACCCGGGAGAAACGGCGCGACACGCACGGUUUGAUUCUACAUUUGAAAAGAGUGGCUACAACCUGCUCAUCUCAGUGUGGACUCAGCCUGGUUCACCACUCUGGACAUACUUUUGGAUUCAGAGAUAUUUGUUUUCCAGCAUGGACAGACACAGGGAGUGGGCAUGUGGCCUUGGGACAUUUCUUCUCCUACUUUUACAACAUCUAACAUUAGCUCUUGAAGUGCCUCUAGAUCCCAAAGUUCUGGAAGGAUUGCCCCAGCCCCCAACUAUAACAUUACAGUCGCCUAAAGAUUACAUAUUUGAUCCUCGGGAGAACAUUGUGAUCCAUUGUGAGGCCAAAGGGAAGCCUCAUCCCAGCUUCUCAUGGACAAGAAACGGCACCCACUUUGACAUCGAGAAGGACUCCAAGGUCACGAUGAAGCCAAGUUCGGGCACGCUGGUCAUUGACAUCAGCGGGGAGAAAGCCGAGGCGUAUGAAGGGACUUACCAGUGCACAGCUCUCAACGUCCACGGCGCCGCUGUUUCCAACAACAUCGUCAUCCGCCAGUCCAGGUCACCCUUGUGGUCGAAGGAGAAGGAUAAGGUCAUCGUGGUACAACUCGGGAUCUCUCUGGUGCUGCAGUGUAGACCCCCGGCUGGCCUUCCCCCUCCCAUCAUUAUGUGGAUGGAUAACAACUUCCAAAGACUACCUCUGAGUCCGCGCGUGUCCCAGGCCAUAAAUGGGGAUCUGUACUUUUCCAAUGUCCUUCUGAGCGACACAAGGACUGACUACAUCUGCUACGCCCGCUUUCCUCACACCCAGACCAUCCAGCAGAAGCAGCCCAUCUCCGUCACCGUGCUCGAGAACAGCCCUAUAGGCGAACGCAAACCAGGUUUUAUGAUGCCUCUUGGACCAACCAGCACCAAAAUGGUCCUCAAAGGAGAAACGCUUGAGCUGGAGUGCAUCGCAGAAGGACUCCCCACUCCAAACAUCUUGUGGCAGAAGGACGGAGGCCAGUUUUCCCAAACAGUGUCUUUCCUGAAUUUCAAUAAGACACUGAAGAUUCCUGAUGUGACAGAAGCAGACGCUGGAAACUACCGCUGUAUCGCCAACAACAACCAUGGCACUGCUUCCCACAUCAUCAAAGUCUCAGUCAAAGCCGCCCCUUACUGGAUCAGUGCUCCUCGGAACCUGAUCCUUGCUCCGAAUGAGACUGGGAUUUUGACUUGUCGAGUGAACGGAGAGCCCAAACCUAAGAUCAGCUGGUUCAUCAAUGGAGUACUUUUAGAGAACGUACCAGAGGACCGCAGACGAAAGAUUGAAGACGAUACUGUGAUUUUGAGCAAUGUCCAAACUGGCUCCAGUGCAGUCUAUCAGUGUAAUGCGUCGAAUGAGUUUGGAUACGUCCUGGCCAACGCCUUUGUCAAUGUGCUGGCUGAGCCGCCACGAGUUCUGACUCCACCGAACCGAAUCUACCAGGUCAUCAAAAACAACCACGCUCUGCUGGACUGCGCCUCCUUUGGCUCUCCUAUCCCCAUUAUUACAUGGUUCAAAGACAGUCAGAUCAGCAUAAAGAACGGGGACCCCUAUGUGAUUCACGAAAACGGGACUUUGGAAAUCCACGUAGCGCAGCCUGUCAACAGUGGAAAGUACACCUGCAUCGCCACCAACAACCUGGGCAUCAAAGAGAACCAUGUGUUGUUAGAGGUUAAAGAGCCCACCCGUAUUCUGAAGCAGCCGGAGUACACGGUGGUGCAGAGGGGCAUGAAGGCAGUGUUUGAAUGUAAGGUGAAACACGACCCAUCGCUCAUUCCCACCAUGACGUGGCUGAAGGACAGUGCAGCGCUCCCUGAAGACGACAGGUUUCAGGUGGGCACAGACAGUCUAAUUAUCCGUGACGUAGUGGAUGAGGAUGAGGGCACCUAUACCUGCCACAUGAACACCACCUUGGACCACGACUCUGCCAGUGCUGUGCUCACUGUCGUAGAGAGGCCGGACCCCCCAACUGACUUGGAGAUGACGGGACAGAAGGAGAGGAGUGUGGAGCUCACGUGGACCCCAGGAGAUGAGCACAACAGUCCCACAGAGAAGUUCAUAAUCCAGUAUGAGGACCACCUACACCAGCCCGGCGUGUGGGUGAACCUGACGGAGGUUCCUGGGACCAGCCCCACAGCUCAGUUGAACCUGUCUCCAUACGUCUACUACUCCUUCAGGGUCCUGGCUCUGAAUGCUGUAGGCUACAGUGACCCCAGCCAACCAUCUCGCCAGUACCGGACCAGCCCAGCAGCUCCAGAUGAAAACCCAUCAAAUGUUCUCGGCGAAGGAACUGAACCGGGGAAUCUGGUCAUUUCUUGGACGCAACUGACAGGGUUCCAGUCCAACGGCCCUGGUCUGGAGUACCGCGUCCAGUGGAGACAGAAGGAUGCCGAGGAGGAGUGGUCCACCAAAACUGUUUCCAAUGUGUCCCAGUUUGUGGUGUCCGGGACCCCCACAUAUGUGCUCUAUGAGAUCAAAGUGCAUGCUGUCAACGACUACGGCUCCGCCCCUGAGCCCGAGGUCACGAUGGGAUACUCUGGAGAAGAUGUGCCGUUGACUGCUCCUGACAGUGUACAGAUCAUGGUCCACAACAGCACUAUAGCAGAGGUGCAUUGGGAGCCAGUGUCUAUCCAUUCAGUUAGAGGAAAACUUCAAGGCUAUAAGGUGUACUACCUUCGAGAGCGUGGCCUCCAUGACUCAGAGGAGGACCCGCAGCCUCAGCAGUUACACUUUAUGACCUUCAGCGGAAACAGGAGUGAAGGCCGUCUGCCCGGACUGCAGCCCUACAGCCUGUACAGCCUCCACAUCAAAGUGCUCAACAGCAGAGGAGAAGGACCAGCCAGCACCAUCAAGAGCUUUGAGACCCCAGAGGGAGUCCCGGGACCUCCUUCCUUCUUGAAUGUGGUCCACCCAGGUUUGGACUCUCUCACCCUUGAGUGGGGACCUCCUGAACACAACAAUGGCCGCCUCGCUGGCUACACUCUCAAGUACCAACCAGUUAACAGCACCAGUGAGCUCGGGCCCAUCAAAGAAAUGACCCUCCUCCCCAACGAGACCACCAUUAUAUUGAGUAAUCUGAACUCCAGCAUGCUCUACAAGUUCUACCUGAGCGCAAAGACAUUGAAGGGAUCCGGACCGGACAUAUCGGAGGAGGCUUUCACGGUGAUGGACACAACUCGUACUCAGCCCCCUGUAGUAACGGGCAAAGCGCCUCCUCUAGGUCCAGCGUUCGGCCUUGUUAACAAAUCGAUCUCAGAAGAAGGCGUCGCGAUCAGUUGGGAAUACUUUGGGCACUACAAAAACGUUUACGUGGAGUACAUUUUAGAAAAUAGUAAAGAGGAGUGGCAAAAGGAGCUGGUCAAUGGCUCGCACUGGCACAUGUUAAAGAGUUUAAAGCCAGGAUCCACUUAUAGGGUGCGUGUGGUCGCUCUGGAUCCCUCUGUGUCCAGCUCGGUCCACUCCACUGGGGAGAUGGAAGUGGCAGUGCCAGCGGUGGCCAAUCGGCAGGUGGACAUUGCCACCCAGGGCUGGUUUAUCGGACUCAUGUGCGCCAUAGCCCUCCUCAUACUGGUUCUGCUCAUUGUCUGCUUCAUAAAGAGGAACAAAGGAGGAAAAUACCCAGUAAAAGAAAAAGAAGAGGCCCACCAAGAUCCAGAAAUUCAGCCAAUGCGGGAGGAUGAUGGCACUUUUGGAGAAUACAGUGACACCGAAGACCACAAGCCGCUGAAGGGAAGCCGCACCCCCUCCAACGGGACAGUACGGCGGGACGAGAGCGACGACAGCCUGGUGGACUACGGCGAGGGCGGGGACGGGCAAUUCAACGAGGAUGGCUCUUUCAUCGGCCAAUACAGCGGCAAGAAGGAGAAGGACACGCACGAAGGCAACGAGAGCUCGGAGGCGCCCUCACCAGUCAACGCCAUGAACUCCUUCGUCUAA